CUCCUGUCAGGGCAAGCAGAGUGCUUCCUCCACUAUAACAGAGCAUUUGUUAAACGCAGUGCAGUUGAAACUGCGAUUGAUGGUGGCAUUAUGCCUCUAGAAGAAUGUCUAGGAAAACUAUUGCAAGCAUCAGUAGUAGCUGUGGGAUCAGGAUCUACGAAGGGUGAGGAGAUUCAGCCAUUUAGUGUGACAGUCAGAGACAAAGUCCUCCUCCCAGCAUAUGGAGACAGCAAAGUAGCUGUAGAUGACAAGGGCUAUUUCUCGUUUAGAGCCAGUGGCAUCCUUGGGAAGCUCCUCCCACUCAAGCAUUGAUGUCUUUCAUUUUGUGAAUCAUCUC
Mus musculus (house mouse) is the source of this 337-nucleotide messenger RNA. Its product is annotated as predicted gene, 32676. The record is from RefSeq and is a predicted model, not a curated record. The transcript has a single exon. The annotation marks the transcript as partial. NCBI's taxonomy places the organism in Eukaryota, Metazoa, Chordata, Mammalia, Rodentia, Muridae.